Molecule: messenger RNA, 1104 nt
Organism: Triticum aestivum (bread wheat)
Lineage: Eukaryota; Viridiplantae; Streptophyta; Magnoliopsida; Poales; Poaceae
Product: polyubiquitin-like
Exons: 2
Coding region: 135-809 (224 amino acids)
Molecular function (GO): protein binding
Source: RefSeq, a predicted model, not a curated record
CCAUCUCCUCUGUGUCUCGCUUCGACCGCUGUCCUUCCUCCGCCUCCGCCUCCGCCGCAGCCGCCGCGCCGCCCGCACGCCGUUGCUACCGGACUCGAGCGGAGAUCUUCCUCCUCUCCUCUCGCUCAUCCGGAAUGCGUAUCUUUGUCAAGACCCCCACCGGCAGGACAAUCUGCCUCAAGGUCCACUCAUCAGACACCCUGUACACUGUCAAGGCAAAGAUCCAGCAGCAGUACCGCCUCUUCUUCGAUGGGGUGCAGCUAGAAGACAACCGUACAUUGGCCGAUUAUGGCAUCCAGCAUGACUCUACGAUUGACCUCCAGGAAAAGAUGCAAAUCUACGUGACAGAGACGCGGGCAGGCAGGACCAUUGCCCUUGAGGUUGACAGCCUAGACACCAUCGGUAACGUAAAGUCCAAGAUCCAGGACAUGGAGGGUUUUCCCAAGGGCCAGCAGUGCCUCAUUUUCGCCAACAAACAGCUGGAGGAUGACAACCGCAGCUUGGCUGACCACAAUAUCUGGAAGGAGUCCACCCUCCUCCUCGUUCUCCGUCCCUGUAGGCCAGGAGAAAGUAGGAUGAUGCACAUCAUUGUCAAGACUCUGUACGGGAAGACCCUCACCCUUGAGGUUGAGAGCUCGUAUACCAUCGAGAAUGUCAAGAUGAAGUUCUACGAGCAGGAAGGCACUCCCCCUAUGCAGCAGCGCAUCAUCUUUGCUGGCAAGCAGCUGGAGGACGACCGCACCCUCGCGGACUACAACAUUCAGACAGAAACUACCGUUGUUAUGGUGAAACGCCUUUGUGGUUGCUGAGCUUCAUGGCAUGCCAUUCAACAACCAGUUUUAUUUUGCUGGAGCCUUCCUUCCAGUAGUGGUGCGUUAUCAGUAAAGUAGUAUGGAGUGUCAUUCUAGUACUGUACGUUAGCACAUAAUGUAUGCUCAGGUAUUGUUCCUUCAUAGUUGAAGUAUAGUGUGGUUUCAGUAAAACUACGUACUGUUAUUGCUCCGGUAUUGUUCCUUCAUAGUAGAAGUGUGGUGUUUUUCCAGUAACACUACAUACUCCUACUAUCAUUUAGUAGCAUGUUAAUGUGUUGUGUAGUUCUUUUCA